AUUAAGCCAUUGUUUAAUACAAAUAAUGGCUAAUAAAAACAAACGAAUUUAUUUAUCGGCCACAGAUAUGACAGCCGAGGAUCAGAUUUCAAUGAAAUAUAUGGAUUACGAUGAAGACCAUCAACUUAAACAUAAUACUACUGAAAAUAAUUACAAUAACGAAGAAAAUAGUGAGAAGAAUAACGAAGUCAAUGGUUCAGUUGGGACUGUAUUAUCGGAACAGUUGUCUUCAAUUAAUAUGAAUGAUAUAAAAAAAGACUUCAGUUAUUAUCAUAUGAUUCGCCGUAUAUUAUAUCCAUUUGCAUUGACGGGUGCGCCAAUAUUUUAUUGUCUUAAAGAUCCCGAUAAGACAAUCAAAUUUUUGAGCCGAUAUGGACUUACAAAUAUCUAUUCAUUUUGUAUGGUAUUUUUUGUUCACUCAAUUUGUAUCUACUGUCUGGUGAGGGUUGGCUUUCAUAUCUUUCAAUUGGGAACUAUUAACGAUCAGCUUUGGGAUGAGAUUCUUGCAUUUAUCUAUAGUUUGUCAGGUGUUUUGGCAUUGGAUCUCAUUUGGAUAUACAGAAUAACACUAAGAAAACUGAUUAAUUCAUUGGAUAAGACACCAGAAUUGGAUCAAACAAUUCUUCUGAAUUACAAAUAUUUUAAACUCAAAUAUCGCAUAAAAUUAAUAAUUUUGACGAUAUUUGUCUUAUUGCUGAUGUUAUUGUCUUUCACAUACAUUGCUAUAGUCAUAGUAGUGGCCAUUAAUACUCAUUCAUCAACCGUAUGGACGGACAAAGUAUUUACAUUUAUGGCUAUAUAUUCAUUAUAUGUGGUAUUGUUUGUGAUGGUCUUGUAUGUAGCCCUGUGUUGGAUAAUGAAGUUUAAGUUUCAACACUUGAACUUCUAUAUCGAAACAUUGAUUAAGAGAAAAUGUAAACCAGAAUUAAGUCAUUUAGAAAUCAUCAAAAUAUGGUAUAGAGACAAUAUGAGUGAUGUGAGCAAAAUUGAUGAGAUUUUUAAUAUAUUUAUUUUCGGCUAUUUUGUGCUCUUAUUCUUUGGUAUUGUCGUCGAAAUAGAGGAAGUGUUGAGACAUUUUAAAGAAGAUAAUCUUAAGAAUGGAUUGUUUGCCUGUGCUUUCGUGGCUAUUAUGAUGUUCUCAUUGUUUUAUACAAUCAAACAAACAGCUGAUGUCAAUGAAAACUCGAUGAAUACUAAGAAUCUUCUCUAUAAAUAUGUGUUAUCCACUAAACCUGAAGAUAGAACUGCUAUAUAUUAUGAAGAAUUUCAACUAAUGGUGCCGGGACUAUUAUCAAAAUAUGCCAACUUUUCAUUGUUAGGUUUAAUAUAUUUGGAUUACGAUUUUAUGGCCAAAGCUGUUGUAUUUCUAUAUACUUACGCCAUAUUAUUUAAACAAUUUGCAUCGGAAACAACUAAUUCUUUAGAUAGCUCUGUAAAGAAUUAUUAA
Molecule: messenger RNA, 1447 nt
Organism: Oppia nitens
Lineage: Eukaryota; Metazoa; Arthropoda; Arachnida; Sarcoptiformes; Oppiidae
Exons: 5
Coding region: 26-1447 (473 amino acids)
Biological process (GO): sensory perception of taste
Cellular component (GO): membrane
Source: RefSeq, a predicted model, not a curated record